Molecule: messenger RNA, 7863 nt
Organism: Aethalodelphis obliquidens (Pacific white-sided dolphin)
Lineage: Eukaryota; Metazoa; Chordata; Mammalia; Artiodactyla; Delphinidae
Gene: NCOR1
Product: nuclear receptor corepressor 1
Biological process (GO): negative regulation of transcription by RNA polymerase II
Cellular component (GO): chromatin
Molecular function (GO): transcription corepressor activity; nuclear thyroid hormone receptor binding
Source: RefSeq, a predicted model, not a curated record
GAAGCAGCAGCGGCGGCGGCGGCGGCGGCUGGAGUGAGCGCCCGGCUCGCCGCGCCGACCAGGGCCCGGGCAGGGCCGCGCGCGAGGCCGCGUCCUGCUCCUCAGGCCCGGGGCCGCGUCGGCCGCCGCGCUUCGUCCGCUCCCGGUGAUUUCCUAGAAGCAUGAUUGUUUGUUGCACUUGAUCUCACAACCUGGUGAGGACUUCUUUACUGAUAAUGUCAAGUUCAGGUUAUCCUCCCAACCAAGGAGCAUUCAGCACAGAGCAAAGUCGUUAUCCUCCCCACUCUGUUCAGUACACCUUUCCCAGCACCCGUCACCAGCAGGAGUUUGCAGUCCCUGAUUAUCGUUCUUCUCAUCUUGAAGCCAGUCAGGCCUCACAGCUCUUGCAGCAGCAGCAGCAGCAGCAGCUUCGCAGACGACCUUCCCUGCUUUCAGAGUUUCACCCAGGUUCUGACAGGCCUCAAGAAAGGAGAACUGGAUAUGAGCAGUUUCACCCAGGCCCUUCCCCGGCAGAUCAUGAUUCACUGGAAUCCAAGCGACCACGUCUGGAGCAGGUUUCUGAUUCCCAUUUCCAGCGGGUCAGCGCUGCGGUCUUACCUUUAGUGCACACGCUGCCAGAAGGGGUGAGGUCUUCUGCAGAUGCUAAGAAGGAUCCAGCAUUUGGAGUCAAACAUGAAGCUCCUUCCUCUCCAAUCUCUGGGCAACCAUGUGGAGAUGAUCAAAAUGCUUCACCUUCAAAACUUUCAAAGGAAGAGUUAAUACAGAGUAUGGAUCGUGUAGAUCGAGAAAUUGCAAAAGUAGAACAGCAGAUCCUUAAACUGAAAAAGAAACAACAACAGCUCGAAGAAGAAGCUGCUAAACCUCCAGAGCCUGAGAAGCCUGUGUCACCUCCUCCCGUGGAGCAGAAACACCGCAGUAUUGUCCAAAUUAUUUACGAUGAAAAUCGGAAAAAAGCAGAAGAAGCUCAUAAAAUAUUUGAAGGUCUUGGCCCAAAAGUUGAACUGCCACUCUAUAACCAGCCAUCAGAUACCAAAGUGUAUCAUGAGAACAUCAAGACAAACCAGGUGAUGAGGAAAAAACUCAUUUUAUUUUUUAAAAGAAGAAAUCAUGCAAGAAAACAAAGGGAGCAAAAAAUCUGCCAACGUUAUGAUCAGCUCAUGGAGGCAUGGGAGAAAAAAGUGGACAGAAUAGAAAAUAAUCCUCGGAGGAAAGCUAAAGAAAGCAAAACAAGGGAGUAUUAUGAAAAGCAGUUUCCAGAAAUUCGAAAACAAAGAGAACAGCAAGAACGGUUUCAGCGAGUUGGGCAGAGGGGAGCUGGUCUUUCAGCCACCAUUGCUAGGAGUGAACAUGAGAUUUCUGAAAUUAUUGAUGGGCUCUCUGAACAGGAGAAUAAUGAGAAACAAAUGCGACAGCUCUCUGUGAUCCCACCUAUGAUGUUUGAUGCAGAACAGAGAAGGGUCAAGUUCAUUAACAUGAAUGGGCUUAUGGAGGACCCUAUGAAGAUUUAUAAAGAUAGGCAGUUCAUGAAUGUUUGGACUGACCAUGAGAAGGAGAUCUUUAAGGACAAGUUUAUCCAGCAUCCAAAAAACUUUGGACUAAUUGCAUCUUACUUGGAAAGGAAGAGUGUUCCUGAUUGUGUUUUAUAUUACUACUUAACCAAGAAAAAUGAGAAUUAUAAAGCCCUAGUAAGAAGGAACUAUGGAAAACGCAGAGGAAGAAACCAGCAAAUUGCCCGACCCUCACAAGAAGAAAAAGUAGAAGAAAAAGAAGAAGAUAAAGCAGAAAAAACAGAAAAAAAAGAGGAGGAAAAGAAAGAUGAAGAAGAAAAAGAUGAAAAGGAGGACUCUAAAGAAAACACCAAGGAAAAGGAUAAGACAGAAAGUACAGCAGAAGAAACUGAGGAGAGAGAGCAGGCCACGCCCCGGGGCCGAAAGACUGCCAACAGUCAGGGCCGACGAAAGGGCCGGGUCACCAGGUCCAUGACCAGUGAGGCCGCAGCUGCCAGCGCUGCGGCUGCUGCAGCCACCGAGGAGCCCCCCCCACCUCUGCCACCGCCGCCAGAACCCAUUUCUACAGAACCUGUAGAAACCUCUCGAUGGACAGAAGAAGAAAUGGAAGUUGCUAAAAAAGGUCUAGUAGAACAUGGUCGUAACUGGGCAGCGAUUGCCAAGAUGGUGGGGACUAAAAGUGAAGCCCAAUGUAAAAACUUCUAUUUUAACUAUAAGAGACGACACAAUCUUGACAACCUCUUGCAGCAGCAUAAACAGAAAGCCUCACGGAAGCCUCGUGAAGAGCGAGAUGUGUCUCAGUGUGAAAGUGUAGCUUCCACCGUUUCUGCGCAGGAGGACGAGGACAUCGAAGCCUCCAACGAAGAGGAAAAUCCCGAGGACAGUGAAGGUGCUGAAAAUAGUUCUGGUACAGAAAGUGCUCCUUCUCCUUCACCAGUUGAAGCUGUCAAGCCCUGCGAAGACAGCACUGAAAACGCGCCUCCUCGGGGGACCACGCCCGACCCCGUGCCCAGGGCCUCUCCGUCGCCGGCAGUUCCGAGCACAGAAGCAGCCGAGGAUGCCAGUGUGGAGACCCAGGCAAACGACAGCGUGGCAGUGGACACAGCCGAGCCGAUGGACGUGGGGCACAGGGAGUGCGGGGCUGAAGGCACUUCUGCUCUGGACCUCCCCUCGGCCACCAAGGCUGAUGCUGCGGACGUGGAAAUGCCAGAAAGCAGUCCAUCCAGAGUCGAAGGGGACCCCAAAGACAGAGAUCUGGAGAGAGGCAGCGAGAAGCCGGAGCCUGGAGGCGACGACCUAGGGGUGGCCCAGCAGAUGAGCGCCCCGAGGCCCGAGCUCCCCUCUGACCACGACUCCAGUGCCACAUGCAGUGCCGACGAGGAUGUGGACGGGGAACCCGAGAGGCAGCGAAUGUUUCCUAUGGAUUCAAAACCUUCAUUGUUAAACCCCACUGGAUCUAUACUGGUCUCGUCCCCAAUAAAACCAAAUCCACUGGAUCUGCCACAGCUUCAGCAUCGAGCUGCUGUCAUCCCGCCAAUGGUUUCCUGCACCCCAUGUAACAUACCGAUUGGAACUCCAGUGAGCGGCUUCGCCCUCUACCAGCGACACAUCAAAGCCAUGCAUGAGUCAGCGCUUCUGGAGGAGCAGCGGCAGAGGCAGGAGCAGAUGGACCUGGAGCGCAGGGGUUCUGCGAGCCCGCGUGGCGCCCCCAAGAGCCCAAACAGAGAGUGGGAAGUCCUCCAGCCUGCUCCGCAUCAAGUGAUAACUAACCUCCCUGAAGGGGUUCGGCUUCCAACAACUCGACCCACUAGGCCACCUCCUCCUCUCAUCCCAUCAUCCAAAACCACAGUGGCUUCAGAAAAACCAUCUUUUAUACUGGGAGGCUCCAUCUCACAGGCCUCCUAUGCUCCCGAGGCAGCGAAGCCCUCGGCGGGCUCCAUCUCUCUGGGACUGCCGCGGCAGCAGGAGGCCGCCAAGCCAGCUACUGUGCCCUACAUCAAGCAAGAAGAGUUUUCUCCCCGAAGCCAAAACUCGCAACCUGAGGGUUUAUUGGUCAGAGCCCAACAUGAAGGAGUGGUCAGAGGUACCACAGGAGCCAUUCAAGAAGGAAGUAUAACUCGGGGAACUCCCUCCAGCAAACUUUCUGUGGAGAGCAUCCCAUCCCUCCGGGGCUCUAUCACCCAGGGGACCCCGGCUCUGUCCCAGGCUGGCAUACCAACUGAGGCUUUGGUGAAGGGACCCAUUUCUAGACUGUCCAUUGAAGAGAGCAGUCCUGAGAAAGGCCGAGAGGAAGCUGCAUCCAAAGGCCAUGUUAUUUAUGAAGGCAAAAGUGGACACAUCUUAUCUUACGAUAAUAUUAAGAAUGCCCGAGAAGGGACGAGGAGUCCGAGAACAGCUCAUGAAAUCAGUCUCAAAAGAAGCUAUGAAUCAGUGGAAGGAGCUCUAAAGCAAGGGCUGUCCGUGAGGGAGUCUCCUGUACCAGCACCGCUGGAGGGGCUGAUCUGCCGAGCAUUACCCAGGGGGAGCCCUCACUCUGACCUCAAAGAAAGGACUGUGCUGUCUGGUUCCAUAAUGCAGGGCACACCAAGAGCGACAACUGAAAGUUUUGAAGAUGGCCUUAAGUACCCCAAACAGAUUAAAAGGGAGAGUCCGCCCAUACGAGCGUUUGAAGGUGCCAUUACCAAAGGAAAACCUUACGAUGGCAUCACCACCAUCAAAGAGAUGGGGCGCUCCAUCCAUGAGAUCCCACGGCAAGAUGUUUUAACUCAGGAAAGCCAGAAAACCCCAGAAGUGGUGCAGAGCACGAGGCCCAUGGUCGAGGGCUCCAUCUCCCAGGGCACACCCGUCAAGUCUGACAGCAGUUCAGGCCAAUCCGCCAUCAAGCACAACGUCAAGUCCUUGGUCGCGGGGCCUAGCAGACUGCCCCGUGGGCUGCCUCCACUGGAAAUUAGGCCAGAGAGCAUAAAAGCGGUCGAACGGGGAAAAUACGAGGACGUGAAAGCAGGCGAGCCUGUGCGUUCCCGGCACACGUCGGUGGUAAGCUCUGGCCCCUCGGUUCUCAGGUCAACGCUUCACGAAGCCCCCAAAGCACAGCUGAGCCCGGGGAUUUACGAGGACGCCAGCGCACGGCGGACGCCGGGGAGUUACGCCAGCACUGCGCCCAGAGGCUCGCCCAUGAUGAGCAGAGCUCCCGAUGUUACGAUUUCUUCUAGCAAGUCUACCAGUCAUGAAAGGAAAUCGACACUGACCCCUACCCAGAGGGAAAGCAUCACAGCGAAGUCUCCAGUUCCUGGGGUAGACCCUGCAGUGAGCCACAGCCCUUUUGAGCCGCACCACAGGGGCGGUGCCCCAGGGGAGGUUUACCGGAGCCAUCUGCCCACACAUCUGGACCCAGCCAUGCCGUUUCACCGGGCUCUGGAUCCUGCAGCUGCUGCUUACCUGUUCCAGAGACAGCUGUCACCAACUCCAGGUUACCCCAGUCAGUAUCAGCUCUAUGCGAUGGAGAACACGCGGCAGACGAUCCUCAACGACUACAUCACCUCACAGCAGAUGCAAGUGGGCCUGCGCCCGGACGUGGCCAGAGGGCUGUCCCCCCGGGAGCAGCAGCUGGGUCUUCCGUACCCAGCAACCAGGGGAAUCAUUGACCUGACCAAUAUGCCCCCAGCAAUUUUAGUGCCUCAUCCAGGGGGAACGAGCACUCCCCCCAUGGACAGAAUCACUUACAUUCCUGGAACACAGGUCACCUUCCCUCCGCGGCCGUACAACUCUGCGUCCAUGUCUCCAGGACACUCAACACACCUCGCGGCUGCGGCAAACGCUGAAAGAGAGCGGGAGCGGGAGAAGGAGCGGGAGCGCCUCGCCGCAGCCCCCUCGGACCUCUGCCUGCGGCCAGGCUCAGAACAGCCCGGCCGGCCCAGCAGCCACGGCUACGUUCGCUCCCCGUCUCCUUCAGUCAGAGCUCAGGAGACCCUGUUGCAGCAGAGACCCAGCGUUUUCCAGGGAACCAACGGAACCAGCGUGAUCACACCUUUGGACCCGAGCGCACAGCUACGGAUCAUGCCGCUGCCUGCUGGGGGCCCUUCCAUCAGCCAGGGCCUGCCGGCCUCCCGUUACAAUACUGCUGCGGACGCCCUGGCUGCUCUUGUGGACGCCGCAGCGUCUGCUCCCCAGAUGGACGUGUCCAAAACAAAAGAGAGUAAGCAUGAAGCUGCCAGGUUAGAAGAAAAUUUGAGGAGCAGGUCAGCAGCAGUUAGUGAGCAGCAGCUAGAGCAGAAAAGCCUGGAGGCGGAGAAGAGACCCGGUCAGUGUCUGUACGCUUCUUCAGCCCUGCCGAGUGGCAAGCCCCAGCCCCAGUCUGCAGUAGUUUACUCUGAGGCUGGGAAAGAGAGAGGGCCUCCUCCAAAAUCCAGAUAUGAGGAAGAGCUAAGGACCCGAGGGAAGACUACCAUUACCGCAGCUAACUUCAUAGACGUGAUCAUCACCCGGCAGAUUGCCUCGGACAAGGACGCGAGGGAACGUGGCUCCCAGAGUUCAGACUCUUCCGGUAGCUUAUCUUCUCACCGGUAUGAAACACCUGGCGAUGCCAUUGAGGUGAUAAGCCCUGCCAGCUCCCCCGCGCCGCCCCCCGAGAGGCUGCAGGCCUACCAGCCGGAGGUCGUGAAGGCGAGCCAGGCAGAAAACGAAGCCUGCAGGCAGUACGAAGGACCGCUGCACCACUAUCGGCCGCAGCCGGAGUCGCCCUCUCCACAGCCGCCGCCGCCCCCAUCUUCACAGGCCGAGGGGGUGGGGCAGGUGCCCAGGACACACCGACUCAUCACACUUGCUGAUCACAUCUGUCAAAUUAUCACGCAAGAUUUUGCUAGAAAUCAAGUUCCGUCACAGCCUCCCCAGCAGCCUCCCACUUCUACAUUCCAAAAUUCACCGUCUGCUUUGGUGUCUACACCCGUGAGGACUAAAACAUCAAACCGUUAUAGCCCAGAAUCCCAGUCUCAGUCUCUUCACCAUCAAAGACCAGGUUCAAGGGUCUCUCCAGAAAAUCUUGUGGACAAAUCCAGGGGAAGUAUCAGGCCUGGAAAGUCCCCAGAGAGGAGUCACGUCUCUAGCGAGCCCUACGAGCCCAUCUCCCCACCCCAGGUUCCGGUCGUGCACGAGAAACAGGACAGCGUGCUGCUCCUGGCCCAGCGCGGAGCCGAGCCCGCGGAGCAGAGGAAUGAUUCCCGAUCACCAGGGAGUAUAAGCUACUUGCCUUCAUUCUUCACCAAGCUGGAAAACACCUCACCCAUGGUUAAAUCAAAGAAGCAGGAGAUCUUUCGUAAGUUGAACUCCUCUGGUGGAGGUGACUCUGAUAUGGCAGCUGCUCAGCCAGGAACUGAGAUCUUUAACCUGCCAGCAGUCACCACCUCAGGCUCCGUGAGCUCCCGAGGUCAUUCCUUUGCUGACCCUGCCAGCAACCUCGGGCUGGAGGACAUCAUCCGGAAGGCGCUCAUGGGGAGCUUUGAAGACAAAGUGGAGGACCAUGGGGUCGCCAUGCCCCAGCCCCUGGGGGGGGUGCCUGGUGGUGCCGGCACCUCGGUGGCGACCAGCGGUGAGGCCCGGAGAGAGGAAGGGGACCCGUCACCUCAUUCAGGAGGAGUUUGCAAACCAAAGCUGAUCAGCAAGUCAAACAGCAGGAAGUCGAAAUCUCCUAUCCCGGGGCAAGGCUACUUGGGAGCUGAACGGCCCUCCUCGGCCUCCUCUGUGCACUCGGAAGGGGACUACCACAGGCAGACGCCAGGCUGGGCCUGGGAGGACAGGCCUUCCUCCACAGGCUCGACGCAGUUCCCCUACAACCCCCUGACCAUGCGGAUGCUCAGCAGCACGCCCCCUGCGCCCGUCGCCUGUGCGCCCGUCGCCUGCGCGCCUGCCUCUGCCAGCCCCGCCGCCCCUCACCAGCCGAGCAGGAUCUGGGAUCGGGAGCCGGCCCCGCUGCUCUCCGCGCAGUAUGAGACGCUGUCCGACAGCGACUGACCUGCGGGAAGGGGUCCCGGGGCCCCCUGGGUGGGGGACGGGCUCUAGUUUCUGGUGGUCUCAGUUUUAAGUGCAGGCCAAAAGCCUGCCCUCCUAGGACUUGUGCCCAGAGACUUUUCAGGAGAGCCUGGGCCGCAGACGACGAAAUGAUGGAAGUUUAUUUCAAGAGUCAAAUGAGGGGGAAAAGGCUGCCCUGAUACAGGCAGUUCAGUGGAUCAUAAUAAUAGUGGAGGGUUGGAAUGUAGAGUUUUUAAACAGUGGAUAAUUCCUGUUCUUACAUCUGUUUGUAAAGAAAAUCAUGAUGUCUUUAAAUCGCUCUUCUGUAAAUAGAUGGCCUUUUUGCAGUGUU